Colletotrichum scovillei is the source of this 1005-nucleotide messenger RNA. RefSeq names its product arabinogalactan endo-1,4-beta-galactosidase. The transcript has 3 exons. Gene Ontology annotation, biological process: pectin catabolic process. Lineage: Eukaryota; Fungi; Ascomycota; Sordariomycetes; Glomerellales; Glomerellaceae. Gene Ontology annotation, molecular function: glucosidase activity. Bases 1 to 1005 code for a protein of 334 amino acids. The record is from RefSeq and is a predicted model, not a curated record.
AUGCUUGCCUCCCUCGCCUCCGGUGUCGACUGGUCCUCGACGACCAUCGAGGAGAAGGCCGGCAUCAAGUACAAGAGCAGUGCCGGCACCUCCCAAGCUCUCGAGACCAUCUUCAAGAACGCCGGCGUCAACUCGGUCCGCCAGCGCGUCUGGGUGAACCCGUCCAACGGCGACUACAACCUCGACUACAACCUCGCCCUCGCCAAGCGCGCAAAGGCCGCCGGCCUCUCCGUCUACCUCACCCUGCACUUCAGCGACACCUGGGCCGACCCGACCAAGCAGGCCAUCCCGUCCGGAUGGCCCUCUGAUAUCGAGAACCUCAGCUGGAGGCUCUACAACUACACCAUGGACGUCAGCAACGCCUUCCAAAAGGCCGGCGUCCCGCCCGCCAUCAUCUCCAUCGGAAACGAGAUCCGCGCGGGCCUGCUCUUCAACACGGGCAAGACGUCCAACUGGUACAACGUCGCCAAGCUCCUCAACUCGGCCGCCUACGGCAUCAAGGACUCGACCCUGAGCCCCAAGCCCAAGAUCAUGAUCCACCUCGACAACGGCUGGGACUCGAACCUCCAGGCCAACUGGUACACCAGCCUCUUUGCCCAGAACGUGCUCAAGACCACCGACUUUGACAUGAUGGGCGUCUCCUACUACCCCUUUUACGGAUCCGGCGCCACCCUUGCCGCGCUCAAGUCGAGCUUGUCCAACUUGGCCUCCAAAUGGGGCAAGGAGAUUGUCGUCGCCGAGACCAACUGGCCCACGAGCUGCCCCAGCCCCGCCUACGCCUUCCCGAGCGAUCUCAAGAGCAUCCCCUUCUCCGCUGCUGGCCAGACCACCUUCCUGAAGAAGGUUGCCGAGGUUGUUGCCGGUGUCAGCAACGGAAAAGGCCUCUACUACUGGGAGCCCGCAUGGAUGAACAACCAGGCCCUCGGCUCUAGUUGCCCUUCCAACACCCUGUUCGCGUAUCCCGGUACCGCCCUGUCUAGCUUGGAUACCUUCAAGAGUAUCUAA